This is a messenger RNA of Lontra canadensis (Northern American river otter), 747 nucleotides long. RefSeq names its product N-alpha-acetyltransferase 60, NatF catalytic subunit (gene NAA60). The record is from RefSeq and is a predicted model, not a curated record. Gene Ontology annotation, biological process: N-terminal peptidyl-methionine acetylation. Bases 86 to 619 code for a protein of 177 amino acids. Gene Ontology annotation, molecular function: protein-N-terminal amino-acid acetyltransferase activity; histone acetyltransferase activity. The transcript has 4 exons. Lineage: Eukaryota; Metazoa; Chordata; Mammalia; Carnivora; Mustelidae. Gene Ontology annotation, cellular component: Golgi membrane.
GUACCCAGACUCAUGGUAUCGUGAUAUCACUUCCAACAAAAAGUUCUUUUCCCUCGCCGCAACCUACAGGGGCGCCAUCGUGGGGAUGAUAGUAGCCGAAAUAAAAAGUAGGAGCAAGAUACACAAGGAGGAUGGAGAUAUUCUAGCCUCCAACUUCUCUGUUGACACGCAGGUUGCGUACAUUCUAAGUCUGGGAGUAGUGAAGGAGUUCAGGAAGCACGGCAUAGGUUCCCUUUUACUUGAGAGUUUGAAGGAUCACAUAUCAACCACCGCCCAAGACCACUGCAAAGCCAUCUACCUGCACGUCCUCACCACCAACAACACAGCAAUAAACUUCUAUGAAAACAGAGACUUUAAGCAACAUCACUAUCUCCCCUAUUACUACUCCAUCCGAGGGGUCCUCAAAGAUGGCUUCACCUAUGUGCUCUACAUCAACGGCGGCCACCCUCCCUGGACAAUCCUGGACUACAUCCAACACCUGGGCUCCGCGCUAGCGAACCUGAGCCCUUGCUCCAUCCCGCACAGGAUCUACCGUCAGGCCCACAGCCUGCUCUGCAGCUUCCUGCCGUGGUCUGGCAUCUCCAGCAAGGGGGGCAUUGCCUAUAGCCGGACCAUGUGAUGCCAGCUGGGCAGCCGUCAGCAGGCCCCGCCCUUCGGCACCCCUCAGAACCCGCCUUCCUGGCUGUCGGACUUCUGUCGUCUGCAGAGGAGCCGGUGACCCCUGGCCGGGCCCGCUGGCCUGCCGCA